Messenger RNA from Scophthalmus maximus (turbot), 4101 nucleotides. It is a transcript of the gene col6a2, whose product is annotated as collagen, type VI, alpha 2. Bases 238 to 3276 code for a protein of 1012 amino acids. The transcript has 32 exons. The record is from RefSeq and is a predicted model, not a curated record. NCBI's taxonomy places the organism in Eukaryota, Metazoa, Chordata, Actinopteri, Pleuronectiformes, Scophthalmidae.
UGGCUGUAGCUUGCCAAGCGUGUAUAACUAAUCAAAUGUCAUUAAGUCACUUAUCGUAGUUUCUGUUGUUUCCAUUCUCGUCAUCAAACACGAAAAAAAGAAGAUCCGUGGCCUACUCAUGUGAAGUCUUCCAACUGAUUACAUAACUGUGGCAGCCAUUUUGUUCCCUCGGCAACAGUCCGUCGACAUUUGUUCGUGCGACUCCCCUGAGCUGAUACCAGACAGGACAAGAGGAAGAUGCUGGGGUUAGAGGUCAUCGUGCUCGGCCUUCUUUUCGGGACCCUGACACACGGCCAGACAUCGGAGUGCUCCAAGAAGAAUGAAUGUCCCAUCGACGUGUACUUCACCAUAGACACGUCUGAGACCAUCGCCCUGCAGGAGUCGCCCCCUGGAUCACUAGUGGAGAGCAUCAAGAAAUUCAGCGAGGAGUUUGUACAACGCCUGGACGAUGCUGACUUCAGAGGUGCUGUGCAGAUCAACUGGAACAUCGGUGGACUGCACUUCUCCCAGAAGCAGCAGGUGUUCAGUCGUAUCGGAUCCAAGACCGAUUUCAUCACUGGUGUCAGAGGAAUCCGGUACCUGGGCAAAGGCACCUAUAUCGACUGCGCCCUCACCAACAUGACCCAGGAAAUGCUGCGUUCACCCUCGUACCCAAGGUCCCUCCGAUUCGCUGUGGUCAUCACAGACGGCCAUGUGACUGGGAACCCGUGUGGGGGCAUCAAGGUGGCGGCAGAGAGGGCUCGCGAUGAGGGCAUCCGGCUAUUCGUCGUAGCGGCAACAAAGAACGUUGAAGAGACAGGUCUGAGGGAGAUCGCCAACUCUCCAGCGACGGUCUACAGGAGGGAAUUCAUGGCGGUGGAUCUGAGCCAGGGCAGAGCCAUCAUACACACGGACACCAUCGACCGGAUCAUUAGCACAAUGAAACAUUUGGCGUACGUAGAGUGCUACAAGGUUUCCUGUCUGGAGACUCCAGGGCCUAAUGGUCCGAAAGGUCACAGAGGACAAAAAGGAGCUAAAGGUGACAACGGCGAUCCAGGUCUGAAAGGAGAAAGGGGUCGCCAAGGAGACCCGGGUAUUGAGGGUCCCAUCGGUCAGCCCGGUAUCAAAGGAGAACCAGGUCUUCUGGGCGACAAGGGAGAGAUUGGAGCUCAGGGGAAGAAGGGUGUGGCUGGCAUCGGAGGACGCAAUGGCACUGAUGGACAGAAGGGUAAAAUUGGACGGAUCGGUGCUCCAGGCUGCAAAGGAGACCCAGGCGACAGAGGUCCCGAUGGUCACCCUGGGGAUGUCGGUGAACGCGGCCCUUUUGGAACUGAUGGAGAGAAGGGAGAUCCCGGCCGCCCCGGUAGAUCUGGUCCUCCUGGCACGUCUGGAGAGCCUGGACCGAAGGGAGAGAGGGGAAGUCCUGGAUCACCUGGCAUCCCCGGACAGAAAGGAACCCCAGGAACUGCUGGACUUGGAGGAAGCAAAGGAGAGCUGGGAAGGAGAGGGGACUAUGGGCCAAAGGGUGCUGAAGGGCCAGAUGGAGUUAAGGGAGAAAAGGGUGAAAUGGGGUCCGAGGGCUUGCGAGGGCUUCCAGGUGAAUCGGGAAACAAAGGUACAAAGGGAGACAAUGGUUUGCCAGGCCCCAGAGGAUCACCAGGGGCCCCAGGGGAGUCUGGGAGAAAUGGUACAAGAGGUGACCCUGGUGAUGCUGGGCCAAGAGGGGAGUCCGGACAGCCUGGACCAAAGGGAGAUAAUGGAAGACCUGGCUUUGGCUAUCCUGGACCAAGAGGGCCAUCGGGUGACAGAGGAGAGAAGGGUAAUCGUGGACCCCGUGGCAGCAGGGGAGACUGUGGUCAUAAAGGCGACCCUGGAACUAAAGGAACCCCGGGAGAAUCGGGUGAGCCAGGGCCUCAUGGUGAACCUGGCCUUAGAGGACCAAGAGGAGAGCUUGGACGUGACGGCGACCCAGGCCCCGAGGGAGAUCCCGGCCUCACUGAAUGUGAUGUCAUGAACUACAUCAGGGAGACAUGCGGCUGCUGUGACUGCGAGAAGCGCUGCGGAGCCCUGGACAUUGUGUUUGUGAUUGACAGCUCAGAGUCAGUGGGCUUCACCAACUUCACCCUGGAGAAGAACUUUGUCAUCAACACCAUCAACCGACUGGGAUCUCUUGCCAAAGACCCCCAAUCAGACACAGGUACAAGAGUGGGAGUUGUUCAAUACAGUCACAAUGGAACGUUUCAGGCCAUCCGACUCAAUGACCCCAAGAUCGACUCACUGUCUUCCUUCAAGGAUGCAGUGAAGCGUUUGGAGUGGAUCGCCGGAGGGACGUGGACUCCAUCUGCUCUGAAGUACGCUUACGACAACCUGAUCAGGGACAGCCGCAGAGCCAAAGCCAACGUCACUGUGGUGGUCAUCACCGAUGGACGCUUUGACCCGAGGGAUGAUGACUCGCUGCUCACCUACCUCUGCAGGGAUGAGAGUGUCGACGUGAGUGCCAUCGGAAUCGGAGACAUGUUCGACCAGAUUGAGGAGAAUGAGAGUCUGAAGAGCAUCGCCUGCCAGAGGGAUGGCAGGGUGCUGGGCAUGAGGCGCUUUGCAGACCUGGUGGCAGAGGAGUUCAUCGACAAGAUCGAAAACGUGCUCUGCCCAGAGCCUAUCAUUGUAUGCCCUGAUCUCCCCUGUAAAUCAGAGCCUGCAGUGGCGAGCUGUGUUCAGCGCCCAGUGGAUGUGGUGUUCAUGUUGGACGGUUCUGAGAGGAUGGGACUGGAGAACCACCGCAAGGCCAAGGAGUUCAUCGAGAACGUGGCCCGUCGCCUCACCCUGGCCAAUGGCCCGUUGGAUGAGAGGAACGCCCGCUUUGCUCUGCUGCAGUACGGCAGCCCGACGGAACAGAGGGUGGAGUUCUUGCUCACACACAAUCUCACAGUGAUCGCUGAUUCACUGGCAUCUGUGAACUACAUGGACUCCUCUUCGGCUCUGGGCAGUGCCAUCAUCCAUGCUGUCAACAAUGUGGUGAUUUUACAGAGGGGAGAACGCAAGACUCGCCGCAACGCUGAGGUGGCCUUUGUGUUCAUCACUGAUGGCAUCACCUCCAGUGAGCAGCUGGAUGAGGGCGUAACUGCCAUGAGACGAGCGGAAGGGGUCCCCACGGUGAUCGCCAUGGGAACUGACACAGAUGAAGAGGUGCUGCGGAAGGUGUCCCUAGGAGACAUGUCGGCCGUCUUUAGAGGAAAUGAUUACACCGUGCUGAACAAACCCUCAUUCUUUGAGCGCUUUGUCCGCUGGAUAUGCUAGUGGGGAACUGUAACGCUGUACACCAAGUAGAAUCUGUAGAGUGAGAGAAAGGCCUUCCUUCAGUGUACACGUUAACACUCACAAAGUGCAUCAACAAACCUCUGUGAUCAUUAUCAUUAUGAAUGAUGGAUGUAAGGCACUGACAUAUCCUGUUUUUUUUUAUUGGUGAAGAUAAAUUUACAAAGCCAAAACAGUAGGAGCAGCACACACAGGAACAAAAACAUAGGCUAGCAAAAAUCACUUUGGUUGUGCUAUUUGUCCUAAAGACAUGGUCGGCACGCCAAACCAAAGACACUAAGUAUCACAGUGAAGAGGUGUAUGAUUAUUGAAUGUGUACGAAAGCAAAUGCUUUAUUUUGUUUUAUCUUGUAUUGAUUUUCAAUUUGGAGAAUCUCUCUCUCUCUCUCUCUCUCUCUCUCUCUCCCUCUCUCUCUCUCUCUCUCUCUCUCUCUCUCUCAGUCUCUCUUCACAUUGUCACAUUAAUUACAUUAAAGGUGCUAAAAUAGAAAAAUGGACAAAGCCAUCCGACUGGUUUUGAUGUGUUUUUUUAUCAUGUAAUGCUAUUAUAACUGUGGUUUGUUCAGGGGAUAAAAAUACACACCAAGACAUGUCUUCUCCAAGAAAACAAAAAUCACACCUAAAUGCCCAGCAUUCAACCACACAGGAAUCAGACAUGAACACACACACACACACACACACACACACACACACACACACACACACACACACACACAGACACACACACACACACUGUGGUUAAUUAGACAGACAAAGAAGCCAAAUCUGUAAACAUAAAGUCCAAAUAAAGCCUAAUGUGGUCACCCCA